Onychostoma macrolepis is the source of this 2755-nucleotide messenger RNA. RefSeq lists its product as uncharacterized. The record is from RefSeq and is a predicted model, not a curated record. Bases 430 to 1554 code for a protein of 374 amino acids. NCBI's taxonomy places the organism in Eukaryota, Metazoa, Chordata, Actinopteri, Cypriniformes, Cyprinidae. The transcript is spliced from 5 exons.
CAGUUGUUCUCGGUCGCCGGGAGGAGAAGGAAGGCAGCAGUAGGUGGCGCUCUCACCACAUUCACCCGUAAAGCGCUGCUGGCAGCAGCCCCGCUCUUUCUCGCGGUAUUUGACACUGACAAGGAAGUCAUGCUGUCAUUCUAAAAGCCGGUUUUAGAGCUCAGCUGUUUUCAGUCAAACGUUCUUUUUUAAACAAAUGCAGUCAACGAAUGUUUCUGUACAAAUAGAGAGUGAGAGCAUCACGUGUCAGGCUGUUUUCCCUCCGAUUGAGAUGUGUGUCAUCCGCAUAGGUCACAUGGAAUCUGGACGGAUUCACCAGUCAUUCAUCCUCAGAGAUAUUCAUCCUCGUUUACACUUAAGUAUAUUUGUUUAGUGUAUAUAUCAAUAACUGUAGUUCUAAAUAUAUCCUCCUAUAAACACUGUAGCGCUAUGUAUAACUCUGAGAGGAUCCCUGAAACAAGUAACGUUAUCGAUCAGAACCAAACUAAUGGAUGCAGAAGUGAUGUGAACUCUGACGGCACAGAUCAAAAUAAAGACCCCACUGAUUCAAUCCCAAGAGGACCUUCCAGAAGAAUCGUUCUUCACUUGGAUCUCAACAACACAAUCCUUGUAUCUGACGCAGUCACAAAACAAGGAACUGUAGCUGCUCUUGAAUACUUCCUGUCCACGGUGACCUGGGGGCGCAUGACAAAAGGUAAAUGGGAGUGGUUGUCAGAAGCACCAUCUCUCCUCCAGCCUUGUGAGGCCGCCAUCACGUACUACUCUCAGUUUGGCCGAGUGGCAGGCUUCACCACCGUAGGUCCUGGCCGACGGUUCCGGAAGGUCCUGGAGGAACAUCUAGAGCUACUCCGAUGGCCGUCUGACUUACCUGCAGAUAAAGAGUUGUCUGUUAAGGGAGAAGAUGGGAAGCUGUAUCACUGGAUCCUCCCUUCCUUCUUCCAGAUGCUGCAGGACUUGGUUUCACAGGGUGUGGAGUUCUCCAUCCUGUUCCGUACAUUCGGCACAGAUCUGCCCCGUGUUCUCAAUGCUGUCAAGCAUGCUGUAGAGCAGGGCUCGCAUCCGCUAUUCCCCGACCUCCCGGCUCUGAAGCUGAGGGUGAACGUGACCGCCGGACGCAUCAAGUGCAGCAGUAAGGGCGCAACACUGAUUCGUGGAGAAGAACAUGUGUCGACAAGGGAUGGAGAACGGCAUGUUUACCAGUACCUGAGCUCUGCUGAGGGUCUGGGUGGCUUCCAAGACCACUUUGACUGGUGGGCACGGAAUACAUACUCCAUUUUAGGAGGAAAACCAGUCUGGAUUGACCCUUUUGACCCCAAAGUUCAGCAUAUCUUCAUUGAUGACAACAUUAGGCAAAACGAUGAGGACACUAUUGUCCAUCCUAAGGUGUUUCUGGACCCUGAGGGCUUGCAGACUCGAACAGCCUCCACAUCAGAGCUGUAUGAUCUGUGUCUGGUACAGAACGACCUGCUGAAGGCCAUUUCUGAGCCUGGAUAUUUCACUCGACGCAUCCAGAUCUGCAUGGAGAACUAUGAGGGGAACAUCCAAAAGGGAUAGCCAAAUGAAUCUCAAGUCAUACAGGGAAACACAAAUUAUGCAUAAACACAAUCCUGUAGUAUGUGCAUAUAUUAUGUGGAAAAAACAAUGUGUGAAAUUCUCUGCUACAAUCACAGAUCGGCACCCUUUAUUUACCUAAUGAAGGAUGUUGCAAUCCAUAUAUACAUUACCAUCAUAAUCAAGGGUCAGAUUGGGCCCCUGAAGAUGUAACAAUCAUAAUCAUCACAUGCCGUAGUAUAUGUAGACGUUAGUAUGGUCAUAAGCAUUGGCAGCUGCUUCAUAGAUCUAUUUUGUUAUACGCACAUGUAAACCGAGGAAGGAAGAUAAUUUUACCAACAGUAUUCUCAGGAACAUUGUGUAGUUUUUUUAGUGUUAUUUAUUUUUUAAUGCAUUUAAAAAAAGUCGAAUAUCAAAACAUUUUCAUUUGUAGACAUUAUUUUGUGAAGAAGAAUCUUUUUUCUUCUUUUUUAUUUUUUUUUAUUUGCUGUUACGCUAAUUAUAGCUUGAAAGCCUUUUGGUUUGUUCUAAUACUAAUUUGAAGCUGAGACUAACCAAAGCCGAAUUUGCUAAUAUUUCUAACAUGUUCAUUGGAUUGAGUUUACAUUUAUGCAGUUUUACACAUUACGUGAUUGUUUAAAUCACACGUUGCAGUGACAUGCUAAAGGGUCUGCAUCCACCUCUAGUUUCAAAGUUCUGAGGUAAAAUGUCUGGUUCCUAAAACAAUGUCUGAUCAUAUUCAAAAUUUCCAAUAACAAUUAAUGUUUUGAUUCUUGUGGAAUGCAGUUUUUCUCCCUAUUUUUGAAUCUAUUUCCUCUCACCAUCAUUGGAGGAUGUUAAUCUACUGAAGCAAAGCUUGUCAUUGCUGCUUUUAAGGCCAUUGCACACUGAGUCCGAAAGUUUUGCAGAUUAAAAAAUAAAUACGACCUCACGUUGUGUCAAUCACGUUUACACACUGCCUCCGAAACUUUCGUCCAUCUUAAAUAAAUUCGGAUCAGGUUCGAUUUUCUGCGUUUUCGUAUCUGUAGCAUGCAUUUUGAUAGGAAAGGUUGACGAAUACGAAAAAGGCAUGCGAAAAUUUCAGACUUAGUGUGUAUUGUUAUUUAAUGCAUUAUUUAUAAUGGCUAUUUUGAAAUAGGUUGUUUUGUUGUAUGAUUUAUUAUGAUAUUAUUUUCAUUUGGAGAGAGUUGCAAAAAUAAAAUAU